Messenger RNA from Penicillium diatomitis, 1185 nucleotides. Its product is annotated as DASH complex subunit DUO1. Gene Ontology annotation, cellular component: mitotic spindle; DASH complex. The record is from RefSeq and is a predicted model, not a curated record. The transcript is spliced from 4 exons. NCBI's taxonomy places the organism in Eukaryota, Fungi, Ascomycota, Eurotiomycetes, Eurotiales, Aspergillaceae. Gene Ontology annotation, biological process: mitotic cell cycle. Bases 1 to 1185 code for a protein of 394 amino acids.
AUGGCAGCUCGAAACACCGCCGAUGAAAUGCGACAGAUUCAGCUGUCAGGCGAGGACUCAGAAGACCUCUGGAAUUCUCCAUCAAAACGGGGCCCUCAGAGGCCAUUUAAAGUACCUACACCGAACAAUGCACCAUCGCCAGGUCCAAGACAAGUACCGGUGGCCGACGACACACUCUUUGAUCGGCAUGAAGCUCGUGAAGCAGCACUUCAGCAUGAGCUACACACCGUUCGAAAUAUAAACGAGGUUAUCGAGGGCCUUCUAAACAGUAUCGACAAGGCUCAAGGCAAUAUGGAGGCUCUGACAUCUGCCUCUACUCUACUCAACACCUGGACCCGCAUCUUGUCCCAAACUGAGCACAACCAGCGUCUCAUCCUCAAUCCAGACUGGCAAGGGGCUACACAAGAUGUGGCUGAUAUGGAGAGGGAGGCAAUUCAGCGACAGCAGGCUGCCGAGAGACGAGAGCAAGCCCUCCAAGAACAGCGAGAAGCAGCGAUGCGAAGAGCAGAGGAGGAGGAAAGACGACGACUUGCUACUGGACGAAGUAGCCGUGGGACAACCCGAGGCACUGUGCGCAGUACUGGACUUGGCAGAACACCAAGUGUUAGUACCAGUCGCUCGGCGACCGCGCGAGGUGCUUCUACCACGGCAACGAGACGACCGGCAAGUGGCAUCGCCCGUGGAAGUGGCAUUGCACGAGGCCGAGCAAGUCUCGCUUUCGUCGAGUCAGUACUCGCUCCACGUCUGGUCAUGAAUUUCGCACCGUAUCAAGACGAGUCACCAGAGAUUGAGCGGGCUUUGUCCCCGCCGACGGUGGACAACCGGAUUCGAUCUCCUGCUUUUCGGUCGCCGCGGGCGUCGACCGACCUACCUUCACCGAGUCAAUUCGCGGCGAGCGGACAUGGCAACCCAAGUUUUGGUCGGGAUGUAGAGGGAGGCCAUGUCAGCUUCGGCGCAUUUGAAACGAGCCUUCCCAUCCGCAUGGACAUUGAAGCAGCGUUGGCAUACCUGCUGCUACCCCCGCGGGAGGUCUCGUUUUGUUGUUGCUGGAGCAUAAGAGCGACUACGUGCGGUGCGUACAGAUCAUGCCUCUUGCCUCAUGCUAGAGUAAAGGUCGACACCCUCGAUCAUUUCGAAGUACCGUUCAUCGGCUAUUGGGCCAAUUCGUUCGUUGACAGUGAAUAA